Messenger RNA from Drosophila serrata, 1395 nucleotides. RefSeq names its product endoplasmic reticulum protein 29-like protein wbl (gene wbl). The record is from RefSeq and is a predicted model, not a curated record. Lineage: Eukaryota; Metazoa; Arthropoda; Insecta; Diptera; Drosophilidae. Gene Ontology annotation, biological process: protein secretion. Gene Ontology annotation, cellular component: endoplasmic reticulum lumen; endoplasmic reticulum.
GGAUGACAAUUAUAUCCACAUUUGUGCCGAGACCAGAAGCGUUCAAAAACGAGGAGCACGCGUCGAGAGCGAACCAUUACAUAAUUAAUCUCCACGCCGAGAGCUGUGUAACAGCUGAACCAACAGCUCAGAGUGCAAGUGUGUUCUUUUCGGCCAACUGAAUAGCCGGUUUUUGAGUGAGAGAGCGAGAGAACCCGGCCAGAACACUGACGUGUCAUUCAACUCGAUCGAGUGUCCAUAACGGGGAGAACCAGAGAACUCCAAAGAACUCCGAGGAAGCCAAAGAAUUUUAGAGAAUUACUGAGAAUUUCAGAGCAGCUCCGAGAGCGAGGCAGCAGCAAUUGUGCUGAGCGAAGCGAAAAACUGGCCAAGGAAAACACAAUACCGCUUCUCUUACCAUAUAUUACGAUUUCCAGCCAGUUGGCGCUGAGAGCCGGCAACUGUAAGGUCAAGUUCACAGAAGCCUCUGCGCCUAUUUGUUUUUUUGCCACGAAGAUGAUGCGGAUUUUGGUGACUCUUCUACUGGCCCUUCUACACUCCACCCUCGUGCCCUCGGUCCAGGCCUUGGCCUGCGGUGGCUGCGUGGAUCUGGACGAGAUCAAUUUCCAGAGGACAGUGGAAAGAUUUCCCUAUGCAUUGGUCAAGUUUGAUAUAGCAUUUCCCUAUGGGGAAAAGCAUGAAGCCUUUGGCGCCUUCUCGAAGGCAGCCCAUAAGGCCACAACGGAUCUCCUGGUGGCCACUGUGGGCAUCAAGGAUUAUGGCGAGCUGGAGAACAAGGCUUUGGGCGAUCGCUUCAAGGUGGAUGACAAGAACUUCCCAGAGAUCUUCCUAUUCAAGGGCAGCAUUGAUGAUUUCAUCCGCGUGCCCAGCCACAUGGACAUCACCCUGGACAACCUAAAGGCCUUUGUCAGCUCUAAUACCGAUCUGUAUAUCGGUCGCGAUGGCUGCAUCAAGGACUUUGAUGAUGGCCUCAAGAACUAUGCCAACAUUCCAGAUGCAGAGCAGACUGCCCUGAUUGAGAUCUUCGAGGAGAGGCUGGAGAAGAUGAAGAAUCCGGAGCAGCAGAAGAGUGCCAAAUUCUAUCUGGUCUAUAUGCGCAAGAUUCGGGAGCUGGGCUACGACUUCCUGGAGGAGGAGACCAAGCGUCUGUUACGGCUCAAAGCCGGCAAGGUUUCGGAGGCCAAGAAGGACGAGCUGCUGCGUAAACUAAACAUUCUGGAGGCCUUCAGGGUCAACAAGCUGACCAAAGACGCUCCGGAGAAGCAGGAGCUGUGAAAUUUAAUGUUUAAUAAAAUAUAAAAACACAAAAAAAAAGAACCAUAAGCUGUUAAAUCUGUACAACAUUUUAUCUAAGUAUAUGAAAACAAAAAUCGUGAGUGUACAAUAAAACUUAGA